Molecule: messenger RNA, 324 nt
Organism: Uloborus diversus
Lineage: Eukaryota; Metazoa; Arthropoda; Arachnida; Araneae; Uloboridae
Product: acyl-coenzyme A synthetase ACSM3, mitochondrial-like
Exons: 3
Coding region: 25-291 (88 amino acids)
Biological process (GO): acyl-CoA metabolic process; fatty acid biosynthetic process
Molecular function (GO): fatty-acyl-CoA synthase activity; fatty acid ligase activity
Source: RefSeq, a predicted model, not a curated record
CCCUUUGAAGUUGAGAGUGCUUUGAUGGAGCAUCCAGCCGUGAUGGAAGUUGCAGUUACUAGCAGUCCUGAUGAACAGAAGGGAGAGGUCGUAAAAGCAUUUGUAGUGCUACAUGAAGAUUAUCUCAUGAGAUCAGAGCUGGAACUCAUUAAAGAACUCCAAGAGCACGCUAAGCGAACUACAGCCCCUUAUAAAUAUCCCAGGAAGAUUGAAUUCAUGAAGGAACUACCUAAAACAACGAGUGGGAAAAUAAAAAGAAAUGUAUUGAAGAAAAAAGAAUGGAGAGUGUAAUCUACUUUGUCUAAUAAAACUUUUUGAUACUGU